UUAUAUAUAUCGACAAUCACGAAAAAAAUAGUAAUACUUACGAAAUUCAUUGCUAAUCUAUCACUAGAUAGCUAAUAUAAUUUUUUUUUGAUAAUUCAUUGUUUUAAAUAUGAUUUAGCAAUAAUUUUUUGUUGUUUAGCGAUCAGAGUUGUCUGCCGCGGUUUGUUUUUUAGUGGGUAGUGAAAAGAUCUAGUUUAAUAGUAAGUUAAAUAUCAUUUUUGUAAUAUUUUUUUACACUCGACACAUUUUCAUCUUACACGAGAAUUGAUUCUAUAUACAAAGGUUUGGAGGUCGAGGAAAUAUUGGAUUAGGACAAAUAGGAAGUAGGUAGCCGUGGUGUUGGAGUACUUUUACGAGGAAGAGUCAGGGAGCUAGUCUCGUCUUUUUGAUGCAUAACUUAUUUGUGAAUGGAAGAUUUUGCAAAGACCCAAAGCUAGCAAAUGCAGAUGAUUUCUAUGCAUCAGGUUUCAAUGUAAGUGGAAUGCCAACACCAACAAAUCUUGGGUUUUCUGUGAAUGCAUUGAACGUAAAUCGAAUGCCAGGACUGAACACUCUAGGCAUUUCGAUGGCUCGUGCUGAUCUUGAACCCUUUGGAUUGAUCUCACCACACAUUCAUCCUCGAGCAACUGAGCUAAUACUCGUAUUGGAAGGUACUAUCUACGUUGGAUUUGUUGUUCCUGAUACACGAAAUCCUUUCAAAUCGAGGCUAUUCGAUAAGAUCUUACAUCCAGGGGAUGCUUUUGUGAUCCCACAAAGUAUGGUUCACAUUCAAUACAAUUUGGGAACCACAAAUGCAACACAUUUGAGUAGUUUCAAUAGCCAAAAUCCUGGAGUACACGUGAUCUCUUAUCAACUCUUUGGUUCAAAUCCACCAAUUCUUGAUGAUGUUCUUGUUAAAGGUUUUCAAUUGGAUAAGAAAGUGGUUGAUCAUCUUCGAGCUCAGUUUUCGAGCAAAUCGUGAACAUGUUUGUUAAAAAUUUAAUGAGACAAGUUCUUGUUUGAUCAUACUUCUUGUUAUUGCAAUUUUUUUUCAGUUACUUGGUGAUGUUCUUUUGAAA
Solanum pennellii is the source of this 1058-nucleotide messenger RNA. RefSeq names its product germin-like protein subfamily 1 member 7. The record is from RefSeq and is a predicted model, not a curated record. Gene Ontology annotation, molecular function: manganese ion binding. Gene Ontology annotation, cellular component: cell wall. The transcript is spliced from 2 exons. The coding region runs from base 389 to 961 and encodes 190 amino acids. Lineage: Eukaryota; Viridiplantae; Streptophyta; Magnoliopsida; Solanales; Solanaceae.